AAUAUGCUGGACUUCGUGUUUGCUGUUGAUGACUCUGUGACCUGGCAUAUGAUGAACCUGUUAAAGAACAGGAGCCAUUAUUCCUUCCUAAAAGUUUUUGGGCCAAAACAGAUCAGUAGCUUGCAGAGCUACGGAGCAGGGGUCUACUACAACACUUUAGUGCCGUGUAAUGGGAGGAUGAUAAAAUAUGGUGUAAUUAGCACUGAUACCCUUAUUGAUGACUUACUUCACUGGAAAACCCUCUAUAUAGCCGGGCGCCUGCAAAAACCGGUGAAGAUCCUGACGCAGAACGAGAACAGCAAGCUGCAGGCUGCCCUGGUGAGCAACCUGAAGAGUGCUGUCACUGCUGCCUUCCUCAUGCUGCCAGAGAGUUUCUCUGAAGAAGACCUCUACAUGCAGAUUGCUGGACUCUCCUACUCUGGUGAUUUCAGAAUGGUAAUAGGAGAAGACAGAUUGAAAGUGCAGAACAUUGUGAAACCUAACGUUCCUCAUUUCCAGAAGCUGUACAGUAACAUAUUGCAGGACUGCCCUCAAGUGGUCUACAAGCACCAUCUGGGAAGGCUGGAGAUUGAUAAAAGUCCAGAAGGUCAAUUUGCACAACUAAUGGCUUUGCCAAGGACUCUGCAACAGAAGAUAACUUCUCUCGUAGACCCUCCUGGGAAAAACAGAGAUGUGGAAGAAAUUUUACUGCAAGUUGCCCAUGACCCUGACUGUGGAUUUGUGGUGAAUCAAGGCAUUUCGGGAAUUGUAAGAUCUUCCAGUAUAGUGCAGAGUGCUAAAACCAUCCUCACAGCUGGGGCAAAGAAAUCUAUAACGUACAGUAUGAAGAAAUUAUAUAAAAUGACAAGGGGAUGGUUAAGGAAGACAUCCUGAGUCUUGACAUACUGUGUAUGGGUAAAUAAAUGGUACUUUUUCUCCAAAUAUUUUGCAGAUGUUGCUUUGCCUGCUUGGGGAGAUUAAAGUGCAUUUAAGAAGUCUGUUCUAAUAAUUCACAUGCCAAAUUUUACUACU
Molecule: messenger RNA, 1011 nt
Organism: Merops nubicus (carmine bee-eater)
Lineage: Eukaryota; Metazoa; Chordata; Aves; Coraciiformes; Meropidae
Gene: TAMM41
Product: TAM41, mitochondrial translocator assembly and maintenance protein, homolog (S. cerevisiae)
Exons: 7
Coding region: 4-873 (289 amino acids)
Biological process (GO): cardiolipin biosynthetic process; CDP-diacylglycerol biosynthetic process
Cellular component (GO): mitochondrion
Molecular function (GO): phosphatidate cytidylyltransferase activity
Source: RefSeq, a predicted model, not a curated record